Molecule: messenger RNA, 1803 nt
Organism: Epithele typhae
Lineage: Eukaryota; Fungi; Basidiomycota; Agaricomycetes; Polyporales; Epitheliaceae
Exons: 12
Coding region: 1-1803 (600 amino acids)
Source: RefSeq, a predicted model, not a curated record
AUGAGUACAAUCGAAAAAGUAGGCGGCGUCGUCAGUAUCAACGAAAUUAUCCGCGAUGCUGUGUCCGGUGAGCCCGAGGAGACGGACGGCUCAGAAGUUGUACGCAAGGUGGAACGCGAAGUACAGUCCUUGUCCAACACGACACGGCUGAUCAAUGGCCUCUAUGACCUCGCGAAGGGUUAUCCAGCAACAGCAGAUGCUGUGGUGGCUUUCAAGGCUUUCUGUUCCAUCAAGAUGACGAAGAGAGAGAACGAUUCACGAAUUCUGGUACUCUAUGUGGCCAUGAGAGACAUAAUGACCUUGAUGAUGGAUUUGAAAAAUACUCAAAAAGCGGCGUCAGCUGAACAGUUAAAUCUGAAAGACCUAGAGGCGUUCUCGCUAGAGGACCAGCCCCCUCGUGCGCGCCUUCGCGGGCAUUUCUGGCAACAAACGCUGGCCACGUGGGUCGACACGUUCAUCGAACGGAAGAUUGAGUUCGAAAGGUUCAUGCCCACUACGUACUCCGCAACUUCGACCUUCCAACCCGAAAUAAUCAGCAACAGAUUGAAGAGCAUCCAGACCCUCUUCGAGAAACUUGUGCUUCCCAAUGAGCAGAAGAUUGCAGCGGCAAUUGACCGGGCAGGUGGCUCUGGAACGGCGUUGCAAAACGACUCGGUAUUAUUGCGCCUUAUGGCCAUGGUCACCGUGGCAGACGCAGGCUGGGGUCAGACCUUGACAGAGGGCCAGAAGCUCGAGAACCUAAAAUCGGAGCUGUGCGAGCACCCGGAAGAUGUGCUACAGCGCAACUUGGAAACAUUGACUGGCAAGUGGCAGCUCCAGACUUGCGUCGAGGUUGACGUUAUCCUUCUGGCCCUCGACAUGGACGAGUAUAAAGUUUUUGGUACGGACGACAAGGCAUCGAACAAGCGCCUGAAUGUGUACAUACGCGAUCCCGAAAUGCGGAAGAUCUGGGCCGAUCUGAAGUGGCAGUCGGUUGUCGAAAUUGAUCAGUUCGUCUUGGGCCUGCAUGCCCACUACAAGCGCAAUUUCUACUGGAAGGACGCUGGCCUCUGCACAUACCACGGUGACCGCUGGGCGCUCGCAUUCCUCAGUCCUCUGUGGGGGCGACCCAUCAUGGAACCCUCAGGAAACGCCUUCGCAGGCUUCGUUACCUGGGCAGAUGUGAACAAACUGAUGGACAUGCGUCCUCUAUCACUCGAAUGGAGUAUUCCCCGGUGGCUAGCAUACAGCGCCGUAGGGUGGCGUUUUGCGGCGCUCGAGUACGUGACCAAGAUUUCGGCCAUUCUGAACGAUAUUCGUGCGACCGUUCCGGACAUGCUUCCCCGGAACAAGCAGCUUGUGGGUGCCUUCCUGAAAUACCACUGCAAUUGGAUCGGGAAGCUCGUGCGCGGGAUCUCAGGCUCUGACGGUCCCCCUCAAAGAAAAGACCUCCUAGAGAAGUUCCGGGAAAUGAUCGAGUUUGAGGAGGAACGACUAGGGGAGAACUUAGAGAGGAUCCAGUAUGACAUUGACUCAUUGCACACGUUGACGUUGGUACUUGAUCAAGGGGAGUUCGGAAAGACUGUUUUCUUCCUGAUCUACCUGCUCCUUCGCAAUGCACGGAAGAUUUUCGACGCCGAGACGGACGUCUUCAACACGAAGGAAUUUUUUGUUCGAUCCUGGAUCUCUCUGGACCAGAUCCGUUUGGCGGUCCAUCGCCAUGCGAGUGCACUAGAGGUAUUGCUCUCAGCACACGAUGGCAACUUUAUCAAGACCAGCUUUUCUAGCUACGCGUUCGGAAUGCUUCGGGAAUUCCACUCCUAG